This is a messenger RNA of Poecile atricapillus (Black-capped chickadee), 815 nucleotides long. RefSeq lists its product as uncharacterized. The transcript is spliced from 3 exons. The coding region runs from base 1 to 483 and encodes 160 amino acids. Lineage: Eukaryota; Metazoa; Chordata; Aves; Passeriformes; Paridae. The record is from RefSeq and is a predicted model, not a curated record.
AUGGACAGGAGUUCCAUGCCAGGUAUUGUACGCUGUCCCAGGCUGAGCGACGGCCUGCCUUCAGAGUGCACAAAAGGAAGAAAUAGUACUUGUAGCUACUGCAGCCUCUUCUGCGACCUCGUAGCCCGCCCUCAGGGUCGCAGCACUACACGGGGCAGAUCCCUCCGCGCCCCGCGGGCACCAGGUCGACGAGGGCGGGCCCGCCAAGGGGGCGGGGAAAAACGAAAAAGACAGGCGAGUCAGCAAAUCGAGACGCGGGCCACGAUCCGUCGGCCCAAUGGGCGCCGCGGAGGGCCCGGCUUAGUGGAGGAAGUGUCGGGGCGGACACGGGCGUUGUCCUUGGCUGACGAGAGUAUCGGGGUGCUGGCCUCUCUUCCUGGUGGCGCCUCUACUGUCUUCGGAAAGAUUCUCGGCAAGGCGUUUCUCUGGUAUCGUCAGCGACGAGGACUAGGAGCUUCUUGGGCAUGUAAUGAUUGUUGGUGACAUGUGUGUUGCUCACCUGGGCCUGACCAAUGGAUUCCGGAUGGUUGUGGAUGAAGGGCCCGAGGGUGGGCAGCCUGUCUAUCGCAUACAUCUACCCGUUCCGGGUGGCUGUCAGUUGGGCUGGCCGCCUGGCUAAGAUUUUGGCUCCGCAAGAGUUGCUGCACGUGUACAAAUCGCCACUGAAUGGAUUUCGUCUGUUGCCCAUCAAUCUAGCAGCUUUUGAUGAUGUGUAAUUUUUUUUUUUUUUUAAUUUUUUUUUGCCGUGUGUCUGUGGACGGUAAUAAAAGCUUUGAGCAGCAGUUGCACAAUAAAGAUUUGUCAUGGGGAUAUCA